Molecule: messenger RNA, 1993 nt
Organism: Helianthus annuus (common sunflower)
Lineage: Eukaryota; Viridiplantae; Streptophyta; Magnoliopsida; Asterales; Asteraceae
Product: transcription factor RAX2
Exons: 5
Coding region: 706-1761 (351 amino acids)
Source: RefSeq, a predicted model, not a curated record
AAGCAGGUAGAAUAGGAAGGGGAACACUUUUUAAGACGCUAAAAAGGGCAAUAUAGUAAUUUUACCCCUGAAAUAUAAUUGCCUCUUUCAUUGCCAUUGUCUUUUCGUGUAUACAAUUUGCCAAACUGGUGGCCUCCCUCAUCAUAAAUGGAGAAUUUGGAUGGUCUUCUCCUUCACAUACUCCUAUCUAAUUGGUAUAAUUGCAUCAAAUCCAUUUAGUGAGGUCGUUUCUGGUCUGAUUUCGAUUCGUGUUGAUGGAAAGAAUCGGUGUCAGCGUCUGAUCACUCAUCUAGGGUUAGGGUUUCGACUUCGUCUUCUUCGUUUGACAGAUUCACUUCCUGCUGCUUCGGUUGCUCCGUUGAUGCCGCCAGCUGGAGGUCCCGUGAAAUGUAAUUGGACUGAGCAUACAUCUCCUGAUGGAUACAAGUACUACUACAACAGAACAACUGGUGAAAACAAAUGGGAGAAACCAGAGGAGUUUCGUAUGGUUGCAUAUUUGUAUUUUAGACGAAUAACAUGAAGCCGGUUUCUUCAUUCGUAUGCGGACAACCAGGCAAACAAAGUCUCUCCCUCCAUAAAAAGCCAACUAGCAAAACCACCAAACAUAUCUGUCAAUUCAUUUCAAGAGAGAGAGAAAGAGAGAUUUCUUCUGGAGAAGAAUCCAACUGAGAUACAUUAUAGAGAGAGAGAGAGAGAGAGAGAGAGAUGGGGAGAGCCCCUUGUUGUGACAAAGCAAAUGUGAAGAAAGGACCAUGGUCUCCUGAAGAAGAUGCAAAACUUAAAGAAUUUAUUGAGAAAUAUGGAACUGGUGGUAACUGGAUUGCUCUCCCUCAAAAAGCUGGUCUUAAAAGAUGUGGAAAGAGUUGCAGGUUAAGAUGGCUAAACUAUCUGAGACCAAAUAUAAGACAUGGUGAAUUCUCUGAAGAGGAAGAUAGGAUCAUUUUCAGCUUGUAUGCUAGCAUUGGUAGCAGAUGGUCGGUAAUAGCAGCUCAGCUACCAGGAAGGACUGACAAUGACAUCAAGAAUUACUGGAACACUAAACUGAAGAAGAAGCUUUUAACUAUGCUUCCUUAUUUUCAAGAAAAAUCAUCUUUUUUUCCACCUAUACCCUUUCAACCACAACCACCAUCAAAGGAUCAUCUUACAUCUCACCAGUUCUUGAACAAUUCAUCAUCAUUCUACACUUUUAGUACCCCUAACUUCAUGAAUGUUGACAACACUUCUAACUCUCUCUUUGUUCAUGAAGAGCAUACUAAUGUUACUGAUCUUCAGUCAUCAGUACCACCCCCACCCCCACCACUACAACUUCAUGCAAACAGUUUGAUGUGCAACAACAAUACUGAUGUUAAUGAUAACUGUUAUAGUAGUUAUAGCAUGUGCAACAGUCCAAUGCAGGAGUAUUAUCCCAACUCAUCAGCUAUGAAAGAAGGAAUGUUCAUGUUUGGAAGUGGAGCUUGUUCAUCCUCUGAAGGUGGGAGUUGCAUGGGCAAAAUCAAUUAUGGGGAUUAUUAUAAAGAUCAUGAAGAGAAGCAGAAGUAUCAAGUCAAGCAAGAAGAGUAUCAACUAGCCCUUCAUGAUCAUGCUCUUGGAGGUCAAGUUCAAAGCCAAAGUUUCAUGCUCAAGAACAACCAUGUAACCCCAUUGCAAAAUGAUCUUGAGGAAGUGAAGCUACCCAACUUCAGCAACUACUUGUUCCAUGAUGGUGAUGAAAACAAGACAACACAUUAUCAAAAGGGGAUGUGCUCUUAUGAUCACUACUGAUUAAGUGAUUAGGUUAUUUAAUUUGAAAUUUGGUGUAAUUAGUGGUAGUUAAGACAAGAUGGUCAGGUAGGUUAUGAUUUGAAAGAGCAUUGAGUGCCUUUUUUUGGUUUCCUAGAGGAUGUUCAGCUUAGAGACCUUCUGACAUAGUUUCAUGAGGUUUGUGUUGAUCUGUACUUGAUGAUGAAAAUCAAUGGAAAGCUACUAAAAAAGUGAAGUUAUUUUCUUUCUAUUA